Messenger RNA from Candidozyma auris, 1440 nucleotides. RefSeq names its product Inn1p (gene INN1). Bases 1 to 1440 code for a protein of 479 amino acids. NCBI's taxonomy places the organism in Eukaryota, Fungi, Ascomycota, Pichiomycetes, Serinales, Metschnikowiaceae. The record is from RefSeq and is a predicted model, not a curated record. The transcript has a single exon.
AUGAAUGGGCCAGAAACUGCAGAUGGCACCCUUAUCAUCAUGGUGUGCCGGGCCAAACACUUACCCAACCGCAGGAAGCUAGAUAAACAGAGUCCAUAUGUGCUUUUGAGAAUCGGUACUGAGGCCAAAAGAACCACUGCUGCGUUCAGAGCAGGACAGACGCCUGAGUGGACACAGGAGAUUCGAUUUCUGUUGUCGAGAGAUCGAAGACCGCUUUUGAAGCUCGAUGUGCUUGAUGAGACAAAAAAUGAUCCUACGCCUGUUGGAGAUAUCGAGAUCGACUGUGCCGCUGUUUUCCAGGACCCAGCCCACUACAACGACGGAAAAUACAUUCUAGACGGGUGGCACGACUUGAAGUUUAACGGAAGAAGCGCUGGCAAGAUCUACUUGGAGAUGACGUUUUAUCCUAGUGCUCCAAUUCUCCCUCCUAAAGUGCCCUCGCCAGCUUUUGACUAUGAGAGCAAAGAGCUACCGGCGAUGCCUGAUGAGUUCUCGAGAUCAGAUCCCGUACAGAGGAAAACUGUGGAUGAGAUAUUCCAGGAGAAAGCUGACGCUUUCAGGUCGUCUGACCCGGGUCCCACGGAAAAAGAAGAUGAAGAUGUGUUUGUCUCUGGCAGCCCAAAGAAGGAGGGCAAGCUACGCAAGUUGAGAGAAAAGUUCCAUUCGAAGGAACCACUAAGGAACCUCUUCCACUCCUCAGAACCUAAGCUGCUGAAAGUCGUGGAGGAAUAUUCAGCAAUUCCACCAUUGCAGAGCUUUGAGCACCUAGAACUGGCCAUGGGCAUAGACGACGGCGGCGGCUACGAGCCGCUGCUGACACCUCCUCCUCCGCCACCUCCCCCUCAUUCGGCAAAGACGAGUCCUGUGAGGACGACUCCAUCGAAAACAAGCCCUUCAAGGAUGAGCCCAACAAAAGCUGGUCGUAAGCCACCUCCAUCUCAAGUCGAGGGUGAAUUCGAAAAAUUGACGCUAAGUAACACCCUGGUGCCGUUCUCCGCUGAAACUGUAGGCCUCGAUGACGAUGACGAUGACAUGCCUACACAGGUGUAUCAUAUGGGCCAAGCUGUGAGGCCACUUACCCAUAAGCAGCCACAAGAAACCCCUACUCACAAGAUGAACCCAAAUGAAAUCGACCCAAAGUAUUAUGCCCCCACCCCAUCGGAGCAUUUGGCGAAGACCUUCCGUCUACAAAGCGGCAACGUUACGGCCAAGGAUGUGGACACUGAGUACAACACCGAGAAAAGCGGGUACCUAGGUGAGGGUAGAUGGCUGGCAAAGCGCUUCCUGCCGUCAGUAUUCCAAAGAGUGAACGAUGAGAACGAAGGAGAGGAGAAUAAACCGCCCGUCCCACCGAAAGUGCCACGGGGACUCACAAACAUGGAGUACUAUGUGCUCGAGAAGGACAGCUACUUGAAGGAUAUCAACGGGAGAAGAAUCUAG